This is a messenger RNA of Aspergillus oryzae RIB40, 594 nucleotides long. Its product is annotated as mitochondrial inner membrane protease ATP23. Gene Ontology annotation, molecular function: metalloendopeptidase activity. The transcript has 3 exons. The record is from RefSeq and is a predicted model, not a curated record. NCBI's taxonomy places the organism in Eukaryota, Fungi, Ascomycota, Eurotiomycetes, Eurotiales, Aspergillaceae. Bases 1 to 594 code for a protein of 197 amino acids. Gene Ontology annotation, biological process: mitochondrial protein processing; mitochondrial proton-transporting ATP synthase complex assembly. Gene Ontology annotation, cellular component: extrinsic component of mitochondrial inner membrane.
AUGUCAGAUGAAGGCAUCGAACAGUUUCGUGUCGCAAGAGAUAUUCGAAAUGAAGCCGCAGAUUGCAAGCGUUGUGAGGAUCAGCGUGAUUACCUUCUGCAAUGGAGCCCUGUAAUCCGUUAUCUGAGUGACAACAUUCGACAACUCGGAGGUGAUCUCUCUAGCCACAAUAUCUACUGUCGCCGGUGUACGAAUAGGAAAGCUGGAGGCUUUGACCCGGACUUUGGGAUCCUGCUUUGCGCAAAUGAGAUGAAAGACCAAGGACAUCUCGAGGACACAAUGGCUCAUGAAAUGGUUCAUGCUUAUGAUCACUUGAGAUUUAAAGUUGACUGGGCAGAUAACUUGAGACAUGCGGCGUGUACUGAGGUACUAAAAACCUCCCUUAGUGGGGAAUGCAGAUGGGCGCGGGAGUUCUUUCGACGAGGUCAAUGGCGAUUCACACAACAACAUCAGGAAUGCGUCAAAAGAAGAGCAAUCUUGUCGGUGCGGGCAAGGCCUACAUGCAAGGAUGAAGCUCACGCCGAGAGGGUUGUAAACGAAGUUUGGGAUAGUUGCUUCAGAGACACUCGGCCGUUCGACGAAAUCUACCGUUGA